CAGAACCUCUUAUAUAUAUAAAAAAAAAUCUGUAACAGAGAAAUCGAGCUUGAAGCUGAGAGAGACAAAGCCAUGCUUUCUUCAACUCUCACAUCUCAUCUCACCCUCCCACAAGCAUAACUCUUUCUUCCCACUAUUAUUUUUUUAUUCCUUUUUACCGCAAUAUUUCCAAAUUCUCAUCAUCUUGGUAUCAAAAUUUUCUUACUUUGUUAUCCCAAAUCUUUCGAAUCAAAAACCACGUCAAUUUUUUUCUCUCUGUAAGCAUAUAUUCUCUUAUUAUUCAAACUUUGUGUCUCUUCUUCGCUUGUCGUUCGCUUUAUUGGAUCAGAGAUGAUCAAUCCGGGUCACGGAAGAGGACCCGAUUCGGGUGCUGUUGGUGGGUCGUCGAACUCCGACCCGUUUCCGGCGGGUCUCCGAGUUCUCGUCGUCGACGAUGACCCAACCUGCCUCAUGAUCUUAGAGAGGAUGCUGAGGAAUUGUCUCUACAGAGUAACGAAGUGUAACAGAGCAGAGAUCGCAUUGUCUCUGCUUCGGAAGAACAAGAAUGGUUUCGAUAUUGUCAUCAGUGAUGUUCAUAUGCCAGACAUGGAUGGCUUCAAGCUUCUCGAACACGUCGGCCUAGAGAUGGAUUUACCUGUUAUCAUGAUGUCUGCGGAUGAUUCAAAGAGCGUUGUGUUGAAAGGAGUGACUCACGGUGCAGUAGACUACCUAAUCAAACCGGUACGUAUCGAGGCACUGAAGAACAUAUGGCAGCAUGUGGUGCGGAAGAAGAAGAACGAAAAGAAUGUCUCGGAACAAUCCGGAAGCAUCGAGGAGAGCGGCGGAGACAGGCAGACGCAGCAGCAGAGGGACGAUGCUGAUAACAACUCGUCUUCUGCUAACGAAGGUAACUGGAGGAGCUCGAGGAAGCGGAAAGAAGAGGAAGUAGACGAGCAAGGGGAAGAUAAAGAAGACACGUCGAGUUUGAAGAAACCACGCGUGGUUUGGUCUGUUGAAUUGCAUCAACAGUUUGUCGCUGCUGUGAAUCAUCUCGGCGUUGAGAAAGCGGUUCCAAAGAAGAUCUUGGAGAUGAUGAAUGUACCAGGACUAACGAGAGAGAACGUAGCCAGUCACCUCCAGAAGUACCGGAUAUAUCUAAGACGGCUUGGAGGGGUAUCGCAGCACCAAGGGAACAUGAACCAUUCGUUUUUGACUGGUCAAGAUCCGAGUUUCGGUCCACUUUCUUCGUUGAACGGAUUCGAUCUUCAAGCUCUAGCUGUUGCCGGUCAGCUCCCUGCUCAGAGCCUAGCACAGCUCCAAGCAGCAGGCCUUGGCCGCUCUUCGCUAGCUACUAAACCGGGGAUGUCGGUUCCCUCUCUUGUAGAUCAGAGAAGCAUCUUCAGCUUCGAAACCCCGAGAAUGAGAUUCGGGGAGACGAUGAGCAGCGGCGGUACCAAGCAGAUGAGCUUGCUUCACGGCGUCCCGACGGGUAUGGAGCCGAAACAAUUCGCAGGCGGUGGUCACCUGCGCCUGCAGCAGCAAAUGCGCGGUGUACAGAAUGCACAGAGCAGCGGAAUGAUGAUGAUGCCUGUAGCAGCUGAUCAGAGGCAACCGUCCUUCCUCGGGCAACAACAACAGCCGAUGUUGUCGAGCGGUGUUUUGAGGAGAAGCGAUCUCGCUGACGCGGUGGCGGUUAGGAACAGUGUCCCGGAGAGUAGCAGCAGCAGCAGAGUGUUGCCUGCUACUACACACUCUGUUUUCAGUAACUAUCCGUCGGAAAUCCCCCGGACCAGCUUCCCGUUAGCAAGUGCCCCGAGGAUAUCGAUUCCGGCGUCGGUUUCUUAUCAAGAAGAAGUCAACAGCUCAGACGCGAAAGGCGGUUCAUCGUCAGCUGCUGCCACCGUGACCACCGCAGGGUUUGGUAAUCCGAGCUACGACAUAUUCAACGAUUUUCCGCAGCAGCAAAGCAACAAUAGAUUAAACGAUUGGGAUCUGAGGAAUAUCGGUUUAGUCUUUGAUUCUCAUCAGGACGCAGCAGCUUUUUCAACUUCGGAAGCGUAUUCUUCUUCGUCUUCUACUCAGAGAAAAAGGCGGGAAACAGAGUUAACGGUCGUGGCUGAGCAUAUGCAGAACCACCACCAUCACCUGCAGCCACCGAGCCGGAGUCUGAAUCAGAUGAACCAGAUUUACAUGAAUGGUGGUUCGGUUAGAGUGAAGUCAGAGAGAGUGGCGGAGACGGUGACUUGUCCUCCGGCAACAACACUGUUUCACGAGCAGUAUAAUCAAGACGACCUCAUGAGCGCACUUCUCAAGCAGGAAGGACUUCCAAGCGAGUUUGAUUUUGACGGUUACUCCAUCGAUAACAUUCCGGUCUGACCUCUGAAACUCUUAAGAGUAGACUGCAAGAUUCUUUCUUUUUCAUCUUCCUCACUCACUCAAGGUAAAAAGAAAAAACUCUACAAAUGGCGACAAUCCAAGCAAGAAUAUAGAACGGAUCAUGUAAUGUAUCUUUAGAUGAUGUAAUCUGCAGGAAAUUCAAAAGCAGGUUAAGAGAAAAUAAUUACUUAUUCUUCUUUCUUUCUGAUUAUAAUAGGAGUAAUGUGAAGAAUUUCCUUUGGAGAUGUUUUGUAUUUUUGUCCUCAAGUCUUACAUAAAGUCUGAGAACAUUUAGGGUUCUUGAUCGUCUAAUUUGCAACACAUUAGCAAUGUUUUGCUUCUCUUCUUUUUUUGAGUCUUAGAGAACAUUUGUGUACAUAUGUUUUCUAUGCGUUGUUGCUACAUUAAUAAUAAAGAUACGGUAUUGACCCGAUCAAUGAAUAUAGUACAAUACGAAAUUAAAAAGCUCUUAA
Thlaspi arvense is the source of this 2828-nucleotide messenger RNA. The record is from the annotation of a GenBank genome assembly. NCBI's taxonomy places the organism in Eukaryota, Viridiplantae, Streptophyta, Magnoliopsida, Brassicales, Brassicaceae.